ACGGGCCAAGGGGGGGGGGCUCUCAAGCGACGGGGGGAGGGGGUGACGAGCCCCGGCUCAGCACCUCGGAGAGCUCCCUCCCCGGCCUUGUUUUGCUCUGGAGUCACCGCCGGGGGAGGGAGCGAGGGGGCCGGGCCGCUAAGCGCGAAGGCAGGGGGAUGGCCGCGGAGGGGUCUAGGGGCCCCGGCGGGCAGAAGGCCCAGCCGUAAGCCGGUAGAGAGGCCGGACGCCGGGUGGGGUGCGGUGGGGGGGGCGGCAGGCGGUGGUAGCAGUGGCCGCACAUCUGGAUGGAAGCGAGCUUUGUCCAGACCACCAUGGCUCUGGGGCUGUCCUCCAAGAAAGCAUCUUCCCGCAACGUGGCCGUGGAGCGCAGAAAUCUGAUCACCGUGUGCAGGUUCUCUGUGAAAACGCUCCUGGAGAAGUACACAGCCGAGCCCAUCGAUGACUCAUCUGAAGAGUUUGUGAAUUUUGCAGCCAUCUUAGAGCAGAUUCUCAGCCACCGUUUCAAAGCCUGUGCCCCAGCAGGUCCGGUGAGCUGGUUCAGCUCAGACGGGCAGCGGGGCUUCUGGGACUACAUCCGGCUGGCCUGCAGCAAAGUUCCCAACAACUGCGUGAGCAGCAUCGAGAACAUGGAGAACAUCAGCACAGCCCGAGCCAAGGGCCGGGCCUGGAUCAGGGUGGCACUAAUGGAAAAGCGCAUGUCAGAAUACAUCACCACGGCGCUGCGGGACACCAGGACCACCAGACGGUUUUAUGACUACGGUGCCAUCAUGCUGCGCGAGGAAGCCACAGUCCUUACCGGGAUGCUGAUAGGCCUGAGCGCCAUAGACUUCAGCUUCUGCCUAAAGGGUGAAGUGCUGGAUGGGAAGACCCCCGUGGUCAUCGACUACACACCCUACCUGAAGUUCACCCAGAGCUACGACUACCUGACGGACGAGGAGGAGCGGCACAGCGCGGAGAGCAGUACCAGUGAAGACAACUCGCCAGAGCAUCCGUACCUGCCGCUCGUCACCGACGAGGACAGCUGGUACAGCAAAUGGCACAAGAUGGAACAAAAGUUUCGAAUCGUUUACGCACAAAAGGGUUACUUGGAGGAGCUGGUGCGCCUGCGCGAGUCACAACUGAAGGACCUGGAGGCGGAGAACCGGCGGCUGCAGCUGCAGCUGGAGGAGGCGGCAGCGCAGAACCAGCGUGAGAAGCGGGAGCUGGAGGGCGUAAUCCUGGAGCUUCAAGAGCAGCUGACGGGUCUGAUCCCCAGUGACCACGCCCCCCUGACCCAAAGCUCUAAGGAGCUUACCACACCCUUGGUCAACCAAUGGCCAUCACUGGGAACACUCAAUGGGGCUGAGGGUGCCAAUAACCCUAAGCUCUAUAGAAGGCACAGCUUCAUGAGCACGGAGCCACUGUCAGCUGAGGCCAGUCUGAGCUCAGACUCCCAGCGCCUGGGAGAUGGCAAGCGAGAUGAGGAGCCCUGGGGUCCCAUCGGGAAGGACCCCACGCCCUCCAUGCUGGGCCUCUGCGGCUCCCUGGCCUCCAUCCCCAGCUGCAAGUCCCUGGCGAGCUUCAAAUCCAACGAGUGCCUGGUGAGCGACAGUCCCGAGGGCAGCCCGGCCCUGAGCCCCAGCUGAGGAGCAGCUUGG
This is a messenger RNA of Chrysochloris asiatica (Cape golden mole), 1640 nucleotides long. It is a transcript of the gene RUNDC3A, whose product is annotated as RUN domain containing 3A. NCBI's taxonomy places the organism in Eukaryota, Metazoa, Chordata, Mammalia, Afrosoricida, Chrysochloridae. The coding region runs from base 288 to 1628 and encodes 446 amino acids. The transcript is spliced from 11 exons. Gene Ontology annotation, cellular component: cytosol. The record is from RefSeq and is a predicted model, not a curated record.